AUGGACCAGCUGCGGCCUCCGCCUCCGGCGACGCCGCCCGACUUCUUCCACGGCCUCGGAAGCGGCGACGCGCUGGAGCUGCGGCACGAGGACGGCUGGUGGGCGGGCUCGCGCCGCGCCGCCGGGAGGCAGGAGCACCGCGUGCGGUCGGUGCUGUACGCGGCGGAGCACUGGCUGAGCUCGCGCGAGGAGGAGGCUCGCUGGUUCUCGACACCGCUCGCCGCAGUGCCCGCCUCCGCCGCGGUGGUGCCGCAGCCGCUCGACUAUGGCACAGUCCGCCGCCGGCUGCGCGACGGGGUGUACGGCGACGAGCCGCUCGCCUUCGCGAAUGACGGCGGCGCUCCGUUGCGCAAGCUCGCCGCCUUCCUCGUCGCGUGCGGCGGGCAGGCGGGCUUGGUCGACGGCUGGACCACCACGCAAGGCAGCCGCGUGAGCGGCGUGACUGCGGGCACGUCUCCGACCUGCACGUCCGACCUGUACUACCUCUCGCCGCUCGGCGCGCGCUUCCGCUCACGCCGCGAGGUGGCGCGCCACUUUGCGCUCGACGAUGAGGCGGGUCUCGCGGCGCUCAAGGCGGCUGCGGAGGCGCGCGUCGCAUCGAGGCGGGCGGAUGGCGGGUCGCCGGCGCCGGCGCGCUCUCCCGGCAACGACGCGGGCGCGUGGGCCGCGUCGGCGCUCGAGGCGGCGACCAGCGCGCUCUCGGCGCCGUCCCUGCGCGCGGCGGACGAGCCGCGGGCUGCGGAGGCGGCGUAUGCGUCGCUCGGCGCCGAGCCACGGCUGGCGCUGCUGGCGGCGCUGGCCGAGGCGGAGGGCAAGACUUCCAAGCGCGACCGCGAGGCGGCGCGCUCCGCCGCGGCGGCCGAGCUGCUGCGGCUGGGCGCGCCGCGCCGCAAGAAGGCGCCGCCGGCCGUGCCGGGCGAGGCGCCGCCGCCGGUGCCGGGCGAGGGCAUCGCGGACACGCGGCUCGCCGUUUGCGUCGGCCGGCUGGUGGCGCGGCACAGCUUGCGCGGCCCGUUCUUCGCGCUGUCGCGCGCCGACCUCGACGCGGCGGAGGAGGCGCUCGCGUUUGAGCUGGCGCUGCAGUGCGCGCCGCUCGACCCCGCGGGCCGCCGCAG
Molecule: messenger RNA, 1115 nt
Organism: Emiliania huxleyi CCMP1516
Lineage: Eukaryota; Haptophyta; Isochrysidales; Noelaerhabdaceae
Exons: 9
Molecular function (GO): DNA binding
Source: RefSeq, a predicted model, not a curated record